Molecule: messenger RNA, 2112 nt
Organism: Myotis davidii
Lineage: Eukaryota; Metazoa; Chordata; Mammalia; Chiroptera; Vespertilionidae
Product: acyl-coenzyme A synthetase ACSM4, mitochondrial
Exons: 13
Coding region: 43-1629 (528 amino acids)
Biological process (GO): acyl-CoA metabolic process; fatty acid biosynthetic process
Cellular component (GO): mitochondrial matrix
Molecular function (GO): fatty-acyl-CoA synthase activity; fatty acid ligase activity
Source: RefSeq, a predicted model, not a curated record
GAGCAUUCCUGGGAGGGCGGGCGAUGAUCUCCGAGGCACUGCAUGAAGCAGAGGUUGGCAGCACAGGACUCACUCUGUGAAACCUUGACAGGAGAGAGACGGGCCAGCCCCGCCCUGUGGUGGGUGAAUGGCAAAGGGGGCGAGGUGAAGUGGAGCUUCGGGGAGCUGGGCACCCUGUCCCGAAAGGCCGCCAACGUGCUCACCCAGCCUUGUGGCCUUGCGAGAGGCGACCGAGUGGCGGUCAUUCUGCCCCGAGUCCCGGAGUGGUGGCUGGUCAACGUGGCUUGUAUGCGAACAGGGCUUGUCUUCAUGCCGGGCACCACGCAGCUGACCGCCAAGGACAUCCUCUACCGGCUGCGGGCCUCCAAGGCCAAGGGCCUGGUGGCCAGUGAGGAGGUGGCCCCCGCAGUGGAGUCCAUCGUGUCCGAGUGUCCUGACUUGAAGACCAAGCUCCUGGUGUCUCCACGCAGCCGGCCGGGGUGGCUCAGCUUCCGGGAGUUACUUCAAUGCGCUUCCGCAGAGCACAGCCGUGUGGAGACGGGCAGCCGGGAGCCGGCGGCCAUCUACUUCACCAGCGGGACCUCGGGCUCGCCCAAGAUGGCCCAGCACUCCCACAGCAGCCUGGGCAUCGGGUACACUCUCUGUGGAAGGUACUGGCUGGACCUGGAGUCCUCGGAUACCAUAUGGAACAUGUCCGACACUGGCUGGAUCAAGGCCGCCAUUGGCAGCGUGUUCUCUCCCUGGCUGCAGGGAGCCUGUGUCUUUGUGCAUCAGAUGGCCCAGUUUGACACUGACACCUUCCUAGAUACGCUCACCACUUAUCCCAUCACCACCUUGUGCUGCGCGCCCACUGUGUACCGGAUGCUCGUGCAGAAAGACCUUAAGAGAUACAAAUUCCUGAAGCUGCGACACUGCUUGACGGGAGGGGAGCCCCUCAACGCAGAGGUGCGGGAGCAGUGGAAGAGGCAGACGGGGCUGGACCUGCACGAGGGCUACGGACAGACGGAAGUGGGCAUCAUUUGUGCCAAUCUGAAAGGAGAGGAAAUUAAACCGGGCUCGAUGGGGAAGGGAGUCCUGCCCUAUGAUGUCCAGAUUAUAGAUGAAAAUGGCAACGUCCUGCCAACUGGCCAAGAAGGAGACAUUGCCCUCGCGCUGAAGCCUUCCCGGCCCUUCUCUUUCUUCUCAGAAUAUGUGGACAAUCCAGGGAAAACCGCCGCCACGAUAAGAGGGAAUUUUUAUGUCACUGGAGACAGAGGCGUGAUGGACAGUGACGGGUACUUCUGGUUUGUUGGCAGAGCUGAUGACGUCAUCAUCUCCUCCGGGUACCGCAUCGGGCCCUUCGAAGUAGAGAGCGCCCUGAUUGAGCACCCAGCAGUUGUGGAGUCGGCCGUGGUCAGCAGUCCAGACCCCAUCAGGGGAGAGGUGGUGAAAGCUUUUGUUGUCUUAUCUGUGCCCUUCAAAUCAUCUGACCCAGAGAAAUUAACUCUUGAACUUCAAGAGCAUGUGAAAAAAAUAACCGCACCGUACAAAUAUCCAAGAAAGGUGGAGUUUGUUGAACAGCUCCCGAAGACCAUCACGGGGAAAAUCAAGCGCAAUGUCUUAAGAGACCAGGAGUGGGGACGGACAUAGCCGAUGGAAGCGAGCGUGAAGUACUGACAGGGUGGCUUUCUGUUUCCUGAUGGUCCAGUGACAACUUUCUUAAAAUGCGUAAGAUUUUUCCUGAGUCUGUGUUUUGUAGUUAGUCAAAAAUAAAUAAAAAUCUAAAUAUUGGAAGAAUAUUGUUAUGAUAACUAAACUGACACAGGCAAUUAUUAUGACUUAUAGUGUUUAAAAUUGCAGGACUCAAAUGAUUGCUUGGAAAUACACAGUGGACAAUGAAUUUAUUUUGUGCCUGAUUAAACAAAAAUAAAGAUUAGAAGUAUUCAAAGAGAAAUGUUCAAGACAGAAUUCUCCUUAACAUUUUUACAUAUUACUAAUUCUUUAAGAGGGAUUAAAAUAUUAAUGUUUAAGUGAGAAAUAAACAUGUAAUUCAAAAGCCAGUAAGUAAAUUUAAUUAAGUACUAUACUACUAGUUAUCAUUCUGAAGCAAAUUCACUAUAAAGUAUCUGAAAC